Molecule: messenger RNA, 2239 nt
Organism: Drosophila kikkawai
Lineage: Eukaryota; Metazoa; Arthropoda; Insecta; Diptera; Drosophilidae
Gene: CROT
Product: Carnitine O-octanoyltransferase
Cellular component (GO): peroxisome
Molecular function (GO): carnitine O-octanoyltransferase activity
Source: RefSeq, a predicted model, not a curated record
UAUUUUAGCGACCUAUCUGCGGUCACAUUGUGGCUUUGUUUAUAAAAAAGAAUUUGUGUCAACAAUUAUUAUUAAGCACUAUUGUUGAGCUUAUUUAUCACUUAGUGUUAUUAGAAGCACAACACAUUGUUACCUUUAAUUGGCCUGGCAAAGUUCCCAUUGGGUCUGUUGUCUGUAAACAAUGGCCUUGGGAUUAAAUGAUAAAAUCUUUAAUUAAAACAUUUAUCAAGUGGCAAAGUUAUCCACGAUAGCUGCAGAAGCGCAUUGGGUUCGCCAGAUUGGGAACUGCAUGCCGCCGGCGAAAGUACAGCUCAGAUAAGCCACCACGAUGGAUCGGACCAGUCUAUACUUUCAGGGCAAGGAUGACAAGAAUACCUUCGAUUUCGAUGAGACGCUGCCCCCGCUGCCUCUGCCCGAGCUGAAGGACACCAUGGAGCGAUACUACGCUUGCAUCCAGCCCUUCGGCACCAAGGAGGAACUGGCCCAGGCUCGUCGGGCCAUUGAUGAGUUCCAAAACGGCGUGGGCAUUAAACUGCAUGAGCAGCUCAAGAAGCGGGAGGCCAGCAUGAAGAACUGGCUGGGCACAUGGUGGGAGGACUACGGGUACCAUUUGAUCCGCAUGCCGCUGCUGCCCUAUCAGCUAAUGUCCAUGCCCGCGCAGCUGGAGAUGGUGGGCGUGCCCGAGACCCCGGAGUACAUGCUCAAGAGCCUCGCCCGUCACAUCCAUCACUGUCUGGAGUUCUGGGACCUCACUCGCACGUCCAGUAUCAAGCCGCUCUCCUCGAACGGUGGGAAGAUCAAAUACUCUUCCGCGCUGUACAAGCACUUCUUCUCCACCUGUCGCGUUCCGGGGGUAGAGCAGGAUCACAUCGAAAAGCAUUUCCUAACCAAAGAUGAGGGAAAGACGCCCUCGCACAUCCUCAUCUCCGGUAAGGGCAGGCAGUUUAUCCUGAACUGUGUGCACGAGGACGACACUAUCCUCACGGCACCCGAAAUCCUGGUGGCCCUGCAACGGUUGCGCAGCAUCUUGGACUAUGAACCCGAAGGCGAUUGUGUCCCUAUGCUGAGCCACGAUGAUCGCACCACUUGGGCCAACAAUCGCAAUCGCCUGAUGGAGGUAUCCGAGGCCAACAAGGAGACACUGCUGCUGGUGGAGAGCGCCAGCAUGGAGAUUUGCUGGUACGAACAGUCGCCCAAGGACUACGAGGAGUCCUCGCAGCUGGGCCUCUUCGGUGACCUGCAUUCCCGGUGGGCGGAUCGCAGCAGCAGCAUUAUCGCCUUCCGCAACGGACGCUUCAACUGGACGGGUGAGCACAGUUGCUACGACGGCACUGUCAGCAUUAGCUUUGCCACUUUUAUGCAGCUGAGCUUCAUGGAGGUGCCUGAGCCGGACUGGACGGAGGCCGAGCACUCGAGCGUGGCUGAGAUCAAGGAGCUCCACUUCCAGCUGGAUGACUCACUGAAGAGCGAGAUUAAACGAGUCCGCCAGGAGGUCGAGGAUAGGGGCAUUGAUGUAACAGUCACCUUCACUGUGUUCGAUGAUUACGGCAAGGAGUUCAUGAAAAAACACCGCCUGCACCCGGACUCCUUUGUGCAAGUCGUCAUGCAGUGGACCUACUAUCAGUUGCAUCAGGAAAUUGCUCCCACCUAUGAGACCGCACUUAUGCGUCAGUACUACAAUGGACGAACGGAGACGUUGCGUUCCUGCACUGGCGCUGUGGCGAACUUCUUGCGGGCUUCGUCCAACAAGCAGAUGGGAGACAUGGCCCUAGCCAGGGCCUUCCGGGCCGCCGUAGAUGACCACAAGCACUUCAUGAACGAGGCGCGAAAGGGAAAUGGCAUCGAUAGACACCUCUUUGGACUCUGGUGUGCGGCAUACGAGAACAAAAUGGACAUUCCCGCCUUCUACGACGAUCCCAUGUACGCGAAGAGUGGCGGCGGAGGCAACUUUGUGCUCUCCACCAGCACCCUGGGCUUCACGGCCAACGUGGGCUAUGUGGCGCCCAUGCUGUUCGACGGAUACGGCGUCUUCUACUCAAUAACCUCUGAUGCCGUGUACAUCAAUACCACCGCAUAUCGGGAUAGCAUCAAGACAAGCGCCCGCAAAUUCAAUCAUAUGUUCAAGGAUUCAUUCCGACGCAUUAGCGUUCUCUUGGAGCAGCUGGCCAAGGAGUCAAAGCUGUAGAGAUUUACCUAGUAUUAAGGCAGAAUUAAAUCUGAAAACAUUUUAUCAUCCAAA